GUAUUCAUCUCAGUACGCUACGUCCCGUCUCGGUAUAUGUUCAAGCAUUACACAUACAAACAACUAUAAAAUAUAUUGCAAGAUAAUCAGUGAAAUUACAGCGAUAUGAUGACGAAUGAGAUAACGUGAAGCGUUCAAUGAAAUAUUUGUGUUUUAUUUAUUUGUUGUAAACAAUCGUGUGCCGAAAGGUAAAGCGUAAACAUGCUGGGUGUUGGGAAGACGGCGCUGUCUGCAGCUUUAACUAAAGCGUUUAUCAGAACUGUAGCAAUUAAUAGCACGACAGUGAACCAAGCUCCGAAUCUGCAAAUUAAAUCAUGGAAGGAAAUCCCUGGACCAUCGUCUUUGCCAAUUAUUGGGCAAACACUGCAUUUCUUGCCAGGAGGUUCCCUUUCUGACCCAGUAACGAUGGCCGAUACGCUUUAUAAUAGAUUUGGUCCAAUGGUAAAGUUGGAUGGCGUAUUUGGAUCACCAACACUUAUUUUUAUCUUAGACGCGGAAGCAGCUGCACAGGUCCUACGUAGUGAAAAUUGGAUGCCGCAACGGCCUGGAUUCGCCAGUCUGGAACAUUAUAGAAAACAGAAAAUAAAAGACACUCCAGAAGAACUUACUGGACUUAUUACUGACCAUGGAGAGCCCUGGAGAAAGUUUCGAACAACGGUAAAUCCAAUAAUGUUACAAUCAAAAACCAUUAAACUAUACAGCAACAUACUCGAUGAAGUCGCAGAUGAUAUGGUCGCUCGAAUGAAAUCCAAAAGGAACGAGAAAAACAUGAUAGAUGGAAAAUUUGAUGUGGAAAUGAAUCUAUGGGCCUUAGAGUCCAUCGCCGUUGUGGCUCUAGGCGGAAGAAUAAACUGCCUUGAUCCAAACCUACCAGACGAUUCUCCAGCAAAGAAACUGAUUCAAACUGUUCAUGAUAUAUUCAUAAUGGCAGAUAAAUUGGACUUCAAACCCAGCCUGUGGAGGUUUAUUGCUACACCCAAUUAUAAAAAGGCCAUGAAGUGUUAUGAAGAACAGGCUAAUUUAAGUAAAUAUUUCAUCAACAAGGCAAUAGAAAACAACAAAACGAAAGAGAAAAGUGAUGAUGAAAAAGGAAUCUUGGAAAAGCUCUUAGAAAUUGAUGAGAAAAUGGCUGUUAUAAUGGCCAGUGAUAUGUUAUUCGCUGGUGUUGACACUGCUGCAAAUACGAUGAUAGCAACAUUCUACUUACUAGCUAACAAUCCAGAAAAACAGAAAAAACUAAGAGAAGAGGUUUUAUCGCAAAGCGAACGCAAACCGUACUUGAAGGCUUGUAUAAAAGAAUCAAUGCGUAUAAUGCCAGUAGUUGCUGGAAAUUUACGACUCACUUCUAAGGAGUAUAAUUUAUUGGGAUAUAAAAUACCCAAAAAUAUGUAUGUAACCUUCGGUCACCAAUUUCUCUCCGUGACUGAACAACACUUCCCCAGAGCGAAAGAGUUUAUUCCUGAACGAUGGUUGGCUGAUAAAUCGGAUCCCUUGUAUUAUGGAAACGCUCAUCCAUUCGCGUACAAUCCCUUUGGUUUUGGAGUCAGGAGUUGUAUUGGUCGUCGCAUAGCCGAGUUGGAAUUAGAAACGUUCCUGUCAAAAGUCAUACAGAACUUCGAAAUAGAGUGGACUGGACCUCCGAUAAAAAUUAAGCCCUCUGCGCUCAACUACAUUGUUGGACCUUACGGAUUUAUUUUUAAGGACGUGAAAUAUUUAGAUUCUAUUUAUGAUAAAUUCUAUUUCAGGUACUUAGCAACAACUUCGAAUCAAAAAAUAAAGUCAUGGGAAGAAAUACCGGGACCAGUGUCAAUACCCAUUUUGGGUCAAUUGCACAACCAUUUACCCGGAGGUCUUUACCAAAAGUUUACUGGAUAUAAGCUACACCAGGAAUUAUAUCGUCGCUAUGGACCGAUUUCAAGAGUUGAUGGAAUAUUUGGUGGUCCACCUAUGAUCUAUGUGUUUGAUGCAGAGAGUGCUGCCCAAGUUUUACGUGGUGAAAACGACAUGCCAAUCCGACAAGGGUUGCCAAGCUUAAUUUACUAUCGCCAUGUUUAUAGCCGUAAAAAGAAAAACAGCACUUACCCUACUGGUUUAUUCAGCGACCACGGCGAAGUAUGGAAGAAAUUUAGAUCUACAAUGAACCCUAUAUUUUUAGUCCCAAAAGUGAUUCAGUCAUAUUCAACCAUUAUCGAUGAUGUCGCUCAGGAUAUGAUUAAAAGGCUAAGAUCACUACGAGACGAAAACAACAACAUACAAAGUAAAUUCAGUUAUGAGGUUAACUUAUGGUCCUUGGAGUCCAUCGCGUCGGUGGCCUUAGGAGAUCGUAUCAACUGUUUCGAUCGGAACAUGGCUCCUGACUCACGGGUCAAUAAACUAUUGAAAUGUGUGCAAACUUUCUUCGCUCUGGCCCACGAGAUAGAUUUCCAACCAAAUCUAUCGAUGAUUUUCCCUACGAGAAAGUUCAAUGUCCUGAUGCAAACUUAUGCUGAAAUAGAUGAAAUAUGCAAUGCCUAUAUUGAGGAAACAAUUGAAAAACUUGAAAGAAACGAACUUGUCUAUAAAGAACAUGGAUUUUUGGAGAAAACUCUUGCAAUUGAUAAAGAUUACGCACUGAUAGUCAUAGCCGAUAUGUUGUUUGGUGGGAUUGAUACAGGAUCCAACACACUUCUAGCAAUAUUGUAUUUGCUUGCUAAAAACCCGGAUAAACAAGUAAAAUUACGGGAAGAAAUAAUGUCCAAAUCUGGCAAGUCGUACUUAAAGGCUUGUGUCAAAGAAGCUAUGAGAAUUAUGCCGGUCGGUAAUGGCAAUUCCCGAACAACUACUAAAGAGUACAAUAUACUGGGAUAUAGGAUUCCCAAAGAUAUGACUCUCUCCUUUGGCCACCAACUUCUCUGUUCAUUGGAGGAACACUACCCUCGGCCCUCUGAGUACAUUCCCGAACGCUGGUUGGUUGACAAAGACGACCCUUUGUACUAUGGCAACGCUCAUCCUUUUACUCUCAGCCCUUUCGGCUUUGGAGUUAGAAGCUGUAUCGGUCGGCGUGUAGUUGAGUUAGAAUUGGAGGUAUUCCUCACGAGGUUGGUUGAGAACUUCCACAUCGACUGGAACGGGCCCUCACCCGCCAUUAGCUAUACUUUUAUCAACACUAUUGUUCCACCUUUAUAUUUUACUUUGAAAGAUGUUUAAUAAAGAUAGAACAACGUCCGUGCAUUUCAUUUUUGUUUGUUAAUAUUACAGCUGAAUCAUAGUAUAAAGAUAUAUCUAAACUAUGGCUGAAUUUUGCUGUUAAAAAAUAGAUUAAGCAAUAAAAUAUUUUUUAGUACUAACUAGUGUCCAUGAUUCAUUUGACCAUCUCCUUUAUAGUUAGGUACAUAAAGUAAAAUUUUUCUAGAAAAUAUGAAUCUAUUCUCU
Messenger RNA from Colias croceus (clouded yellow), 3411 nucleotides. RefSeq lists its product as uncharacterized. The transcript is spliced from 19 exons. Lineage: Eukaryota; Metazoa; Arthropoda; Insecta; Lepidoptera; Pieridae. Gene Ontology annotation, molecular function: heme binding; iron ion binding; monooxygenase activity. The coding region runs from base 202 to 3186 and encodes 994 amino acids. The record is from RefSeq and is a predicted model, not a curated record.